Nerophis lumbriciformis (worm pipefish) is the source of this 2709-nucleotide messenger RNA. It is a transcript of the gene ggt1b, whose product is annotated as gamma-glutamyltransferase 1b. Gene Ontology annotation, biological process: regulation of immune system process; peptide modification; regulation of inflammatory response. Gene Ontology annotation, molecular function: glutathione gamma-glutamate hydrolase. Gene Ontology annotation, cellular component: plasma membrane. The record is from RefSeq and is a predicted model, not a curated record. Lineage: Eukaryota; Metazoa; Chordata; Actinopteri; Syngnathiformes; Syngnathidae.
CUAGAAUAAUGGCGCAGGAAAGUGAGGAAGACUUCAACACCCUGGAAAAGGUCUUCUUUAAGACGACUGAGAACCUGGAUAACUUGGGAUUCAUGGCGCGUUAGUUGGAUGCAGAACUUAAACAAGACAUAAACAAGCAUGAGAGGUGUCGGUUAGCCGCCGAGAGGCCGGACAGUUUGAUGCCAUCCGCCGUCCGUCCGAGCUCUCAAAGCUCUCUCGCUGUUGAAGAAACUGUGCCAUUGACCAUGGCCAGCGGGCCCCCAUUCAUCUCAGCAGCUCAAACGCCGGACGCCCACCCACACUGGCCAUUUGGAAGACAAUCGCAUGCUCCUGCCGGUCCCUGGAGCCCUGCGACUGACCUUUUAACCACUGAAUUGAAAGAGCCCAGGAGCAGCAGCAGUUUGAGCACUUCCGCCGCCUGCUCCGUCUUCUGCUCCCGGAGAUGCUUCUGGAUGUCGCGGAUCCAAGCCGCCCGUCUGACGUACGGACAGGGGCUGCUCCUCCGCAGCAUGCCGGGCAGCUUGUCGGACUUGAGCAUCAAGGAGAUUGUGGCCAACAUAACCACCAGUGACCUCCUUGCUGCCGAGGCCCCGGACGCAGACCCGAAAAGACCGCCACGUUGCUGCCCAGCCCUCCCGAUGGCGAAGAAGAUAAUCGCCGUGGCGCUAACGCUGCUGCUGGUGGCAGCGGUGGCCACGUUUGUUGGCGUCUUCUUCGGCGUGGGGUCAGAGACGCGCCCGAGCGAGCACGUGUACCUGAGGGCGGCUGUGGCGGCGGAUGCCGGACCGUGCUCUGUGAUCGGCAGUAACACGCUGAAGAAAGGGGGCUCUGCAGUGGAUGCCACCAUAGCCACCCUGCUGUGUGUGGGGCUGAUGAACGCCCACAGUAUGGGCAUCGGGGGAGGGCUGUUCAUCACCAUCUACAACGCCUCAACAGGGAGAGUGGAGACCAUCGACGCCAGGGAGACGGCGCCUCGAAACGCUACGGAGAAUAUGUUUGGCAACAGCACUGACUUGUCUCAGAGAGGUGGAUUGUCCGUGGCAGUUCCGGGGGAGAUCCGGGGUUACAAACUGGCACACGAGCGACACGGCAAACUCCCUUGGAGGGAUUUGUUCCAGCCCAGCAUUGAACUGGCAGAAAAGGGCUUUCUUAUUGGAAGGGCGCUUGCCUCUGCUCUGUUGAGACACAACAACACUGUCGUCAAAGACUCAGCCUUGUGUGAGGUCUUUUGCAAGAUUGGCAGCGACGUCCUGAAAGAAAACGACACCAUUAGGUUCCCGAAACUUGCAAACACCUACAGGAAGAUAGCGGAUCAAGGGCCUGAUGAGUUCUACCUCGGAGAAAUAGCCAAGAACCUGGUGGUGGAUAUUCAGGCUGCAGGCGGCAUCAUCACAAUGGAGGAUCUGAGGGAUUAUGUGCCCGUCUUGGAUGAGAAGCCUUUGAGCGUGAACGUGGGGGAGUACAUCAUGGCUGUUCCCAAUGCCCCCGCUAGCGGCCCCGUGCUCUCCUUGAUAUUAAACAUCUUGAAUGGGUACAACUUGACGGCCGACAGCGUGGCCAGCAGCGAUGCCAAGGUCCUGACGUACCACCGCGUCAUCGAGGCCUUUCGCUUCGCCUACGCAAAAAGGAGCUUGUUGGGAGACCCUGCGUACCUCAACAUCACCAAUCUCAUCCAGAACAUCACCUCGCAGAACUACGCCGACGACAUCCGGGGAAAGAUCACGGAUGAGACGACUCACCAUAUGAAUUACUACGAGCCGGAGUUUUACCUGCCGGACGACCACGGAACCUCACACCUCUCCGUGGUGGCGGAGGACGGCAGCGCAGUGGCGGCCACAAGCACCAUUAACCAAUUUUUUGGCUCCAAAGUCAUGUCGAGGUCAACGGGGAUUCUCCUCAACAACGAGAUGGACGACUUCAGCUCACCGCUCAUCACCAACGGCUUUGGAGUGCCGCCUUCGCCCAGCAACUUCAUCAGGCCAGGGAAAAGGCCCAUGUCCUCCAUGUGUCCAACCAUCAUCUUCGACAAAAAGAGCCAAGUCAAGAUGGUGGUGGGCGGCUCGGGAGGCACCAAGAUCACUACCUCCAUCGCUCAGGUGAUUCUGAAGGCGCUGUUCUUUGACUACGACUUGAAGAAAGCCGUGUCUGAUCCCAGGCUGCACAACCAGCUGAGCCCCAACUACACUGUCGCCGAGCACGACUUUGACAGAAACAUCAUGGCCGGUUUGACAGAGAAGAACCACGAGACGUCGUACCUCAGGUCGACCGGAGCGGUGGUGCAGGCGGUGGUUCGUUACGACGACGGGCUCCACGCCGAGUCGGACCCUCGCAAGUGGUCGUACGCCGCGGGCUACUGAGGUCACCAACAUCACACUCUUGUGCCGUAGAUUGGAGGUUAACACAAGGAGAGUGGCUACUGUGUAGCAACUAACGGGGAGGGGGCAUUUUGAGCACAUAAACACUGGAGAUUUAACACAUGACACUUAAUAAGGUUGGUAGCGGAAUGAUGUUUUUGGCAAACAGAACCCCUCAGGACCAUUAAAAAAAAAAAAAAAAGUUGCUCGUCUUAUCUGCUGUAUCUUGAUCAGACUGUGAAUGUUUCAAACACAGCCACGUUUUGUCCAAUCACAAAAGUGUACGAUUCCUCGCUAUUUAUGAUUUUGUAAAUCAAUGCAGCUGUCAAUUAAAAAGGUGACAUUGUGAUAUUCA